Molecule: messenger RNA, 1531 nt
Organism: Polypterus senegalus (gray bichir)
Lineage: Eukaryota; Metazoa; Chordata; Cladistia; Polypteriformes; Polypteridae
Gene: zfand2a
Product: zinc finger, AN1-type domain 2A
Exons: 11
Coding region: 336-1163 (275 amino acids)
Biological process (GO): proteasome-mediated ubiquitin-dependent protein catabolic process; protein targeting to ER
Cellular component (GO): endoplasmic reticulum; cytoplasm
Molecular function (GO): zinc ion binding
Source: RefSeq, a predicted model, not a curated record
AACACGGGAGGAGAAGGGGGAGGAGAAAAGGAAAAGCUGCUUCAAAAGCUGAUGACUCGAGAUUUGAAUGAUUUAGCAAUUUAAACGCUACUUUUUCUUCGCAGUCAUUGUAUUUGGCGCAGCAAAAUUGGCAGCCUUGUUUUAAACAAGAUAUCUGGUAGCGAAUAUAUUUGAUAGUCUGGAUCACGUACUGAACUGGAGUUUCGGUUUCCGCAUGUACUGUACACCUUGAUGUUAAAACUGAAUGUUGACACUUCUCACUGUUCGUCUUCUCCUACCAGUUUUUAAUACCCUUUAAACGGUGUUUUCACAUCUGUUAGGAAAACUGUUUCAACAUGGAAUUUCCAGAUCUGGGAAAGCACUGCUCUGAAAAGACAUGCAGACGUUUGGAUUUUCUUCCAAUGAAGUGUGAUGCCUGUGAAGAGAUUUUCUGUAAAGAUCACAUUACCUAUGUGCAUCACAGUUGUGCUUCUGCAUAUAAAAAGGAUAUCCAGGUCCCUGUAUGCCCGCUCUGUAACACUCCAGUUCCUAUUAAAAGAGGGGAAAUGCCAGAUAUAAAGGUGGGAGAACACAUUGAUAGAGACUGCAGGUCAGAUCCCGCUCAAAGGAAAAGAAAGAUUUUUGUUAAUAAAUGUUCCCAAGUGGGUUGUAAGCAAAAAGAAAUGAUUAAAGUGACCUGUUCUCAGUGCCAUAUGAACUUCUGCUUGAAACACAGACAUCCUAAUGACCAUGAUUGCAAAACAGAUGGUCACCCCCUUUCUAAGACAGGGAAUGCUGCUUUAAUGAGAUCCCAAGGAGCAAACUCAACAUCUGCUACAGCUUCAUCUAGUAAACCAUUCUCUAGGUCCGUUCCAAAUGGCUUGAGUGGGAAUGCAAGUUCACAACAAAGCAGCACUCACCGAACGAAUGUGUCUAAGGUGUCGGCACCACCACAGCAAAGAGUAAUCCCUCCAUCAACCUCUAUGCAGGCUGGAUUGACUGAAGAACAGGCUUUGCAGAGAGCUUUACAGAUGUCUUUGGCAGAAACUUCAAGACAGCAACAGUCCCUGAGCCCUCAGGAAGAAGAAGACUUGGCUUUGGCUCAAGCAUUGGCUGCUAGCGAAGAAGAAUAUUCACGGCAGCAGCAGAGACAACAGGUAUCCAGAAAAGUUACCAGUCAAUAGCAUGAUAAAGGAUUUGAAAAUCAAGAUUCAAAACCUUCAAAUUGCAGUUUGUCAUAAUGUCUGUCCUUUUUGCUACAAUGAAACUGCCUUCUUCUAAUGAACUACUUUAUUCUAAUCAUGUAUGAACCUUAAGUUAAGAAUGAUUUUAAAACUAUUUUCAGGGUUUAACAUAUUCUAUAUGACCAAAUUAUACAGUAAGGACUACUUGGAUGUUAUCUCCUUUAAUUUGCACACUUCUUACAAUAAAUAUGAUAAACACAAUUUUUAUAUGUUUAAAAAAAUAAGUAUGCACACAAACUUUUUAUCUUGAUUUAUGUUAUCUGAACUAUGUAAUAAUGGUGGUGAAUAAAAUAUCUAUUUAUUAAAAA